GCCACCAUUGACCAUUGACCAUUGACCAACAACCGCCGACCAACAACCAUCGAUCAUCGCUCUCAACCUUCAACCCUCUACCUCCAAUUAUUGGCCGUUAAACCAUUCCUCAAAACAACCUACGUCGGAUAUCGAUUCAUUUGACAUUCACAUGUCGCAACGUACAGACGACGGACAGGACUGGGCUGCUGACACUACUGUUGCUGCUACCUCGGAUAGUAGCGAUACCGAGGACCCUGCCAUCAUUACUCACCGGUCACGUCGUCGACGCUCCCGUCCAGCCUCGACCCAGUUCUCCACACCAGCGUCCACCACAGCAUCCACGGCCCCGUCCUCGGUAGCAACUUCACCUGCCUCGACCUUGCGGACAAGCAUCGGCACAGACACCGAGCACACGAAUCUCUCACUAAUACCGCAUCCCUCAGCAGAGACUGUGCCAGAUAUAUCCGUUACAAGUAUUCGCCAAGAUCUCCUGUCGUCGAUCCGUGCCAGCGCUAAUGCUUCGCCUUCUGCCGUUGCUGCUGCCUCUGUAAUGGCUGCGGUCACGCCUCUCUGGCCGAGCGCCUCAGAUCGUGAGCACACCUCCCUCAGCAUCGUUCCGUCUACUCUUCACUAUCCACAACUAUCUGUGCGCAGGACCCAGCAGAGGACGACACCCCAGACACUCAACCGACAUGCCCACCUUCCUCUUCCGGAGCGUGAAGACUCGAGUCGUCCGCAGCGGGCUAUCACCUUUGGUACGCUCAAGAAGGCAUCCAUGGCCAAUCGCAACCUUGCGUCGUCAUUCACCAAAAAGUCAAAGAUGGUCACCCUGCCCUCAUACUUUCGUCAUACAACCUUCAAGCAGCACUUCGAGCCAGAGGGCGUCGUGGCCUCUGAUCAGAAUACAGAGACAUCGCAUCCAGAGAGAGAGACCUCAAAGCGAAGACGUCUGCUUGUCGAUAGCAGUCGACGGCGACACAUACAUUCCUAUCAGGACAGUGAUAGCAGCAGCACUAGCAGUGGAGAAAGCAGCAGUAGCAGCAGCAGCAGCAGUGGGAGCGAAUCUGGGGGCAGUUUGAACGAGAAUGGAAAUGGUUCCAUUAUUCCGAAACCACAACGACGUCCAUUACGGUAUCAGCUCCCAUCACGAUGGAGUACUAUUGACAAGACGGAAAAAACUGAGCUUUCUGAGGACGACCUGCAGGUUCAUUACAUUGGUACAUGUCACUUCUUCUUAUUUUCUUUUUUCUGCAGGUAUUUUGAGGCUAGCCGUUUGACAUGUUUUGGCAACGCUUUUCAGGCCCUGGCAGAUUAGACAGCGAUGCUUCUGCGGUCCGUGCAAACCGUCCUAUCCCACCGCAGUGUGGCGUGUAUUAUUAUGAAGUGUAUGUCAAAAGCAAGGGCCAGCAAGG
Gamsiella multidivaricata is the source of this 1394-nucleotide messenger RNA. RefSeq lists its product as uncharacterized. The transcript has a single exon. The record is from RefSeq and is a predicted model, not a curated record. Bases 152 to 1297 code for a protein of 381 amino acids. Lineage: Eukaryota; Fungi; Mortierellomycota; Mortierellomycetes; Mortierellales; Mortierellaceae.